Geodia barretti is the source of this 579-nucleotide messenger RNA. The record is from the annotation of a GenBank genome assembly. NCBI's taxonomy places the organism in Eukaryota, Metazoa, Porifera, Demospongiae, Tetractinellida, Geodiidae.
AUGGAGCAAGGAAUGGAGUCGAUAAAGUGUGUGGUGGUGGGUGAUACUCUCGUCGGUAAGACUUGUCUACUUGUGCGCUACACAACCGGAGAAUACUGCAGCUCAAUGCCUAGUACAGUGUUUGAAAACUAUACUGUUACAGAGAGGGUAAAUGGGAGACCUUUCACCAUCAGCAUUUUCGACACAUCGGGUAUAGAUGAUUAUUCCCGUGUUAGGCCUCUUGCGUAUCCUCAAACUGAUGUCCUUUUGGUAUGUUUCUCGCUCGUUUCUGUCAAUAGCUUUGAAACUGUUAGAGAUUAUUGGGUACCAGAAGUGAGAGAUUUCUGUCCAGGCACACCAAUCAUUCUUGUUGGCACAAAGCUCGACUUGAAGGAUGACCAACAUACCUUCAGACAACUGAAAGCAGUGUGUCAAAGGCCUGUAAGAUAUGUGGAGGGCGUCAUGAUGCAGAGGAAGAUUGGGGCUGUAAAGUACUUGGAGUGCUCAGCAAAGACAGCCGUGGGACUGAAACCAGUGAUUUAUGAGAUUAUCCGUGCUACUGGAGGACCAUCUUUUACAGGUAACGGGAAGGGAAUAUAA